AUGUCCUUUGUCGACCUCAAACACAUCCCCUGUCCCGCCGGAGACAAGUGUACUGCAUUCCAGUGCCUCUUUCAGCAUAAAGAAGACAGGGAUAAGUUGGCUGCUGCAUCAGCACCUACCGUCAGGCCGGGGACCUCGGUGCAAAGACUGACUGAUGCCACGACGAAUGCAGCCCAGGAUGGCCCUCGAAAACGUCUGAAAGUUGUUCAAGACGUCAGCAGCCCGGCCCAUUCUGCAAGAACUCCCACUCCUGUCAAAACCGCCUCAAAACAAGACACAACCGCACCAAGACCAGAUGACACUCUGGCAGCUGUCUCUCGGCCAAUCUCACCUCCACCUUUAAAUCGGCAAGCCUCCUCCUCUCAGGCUUCUGUUGUGAAGAAGCUGACUCAAGCUCACCCUGUCGUUCCUUCUCCUUCAUCUGACCCCAAAUCCUUGAAUUCCUCCAAGUCCUCACCUUUAUAUUCAAGUAAUCACCCACCAAAACGCAAGCUUGAUUCACUUUCUAGCUCCUCAUUUACUGGCACUUCUGCCACCACUCCAAAAGCAACGUCGGUCUCAGACGACAACACCAUCACUUCCCCUCACACUCCUCCAACUCCAUCCAAGGAGCCACCACCUAAGCCCAGGAAACCUGAGGCCCUCAACCCUCGCUUGCUGAAAUCAUCACCUGCUAAGUUCGAGCUUCGAUACAAGCUUGUGCAGAUGCUAUAUCAAGAAUAUACUCGUCUCAACAACGAAUUGAAGAAGACAGCCAAAGACGACGAGAAGCAACUCGUCCUUACAGACCAGGAUCUCAUCUGGAGAACCCUCGACGAAGAGGAGAGCAUCGCCAUCGAAAAAACCGCCGUUUACUCUAACGUAAUUAAAAACAAAAUCAUGCAGUACAAGAAGAUGACAUUGCUCCAAUGGAAGGAGGAAAGAGUUGUCCAACGGCGCCAACAGACGCAAAAAGGCCCUCAUAAAAAGUCACAAGCCUCACCCAAGAAAGUGGUAACGGGCUUGACACCUGCCCAAGAAGUCCUACUUGUCCGUCGUCUUAUCACACCCAUUGACGGACUCGCCAACCACGGCUAUGUCUCGUCUGUUCCUAGCGAGGCUGAUGUCGACAAGGCUCGCCAGGGUCUUGAGGCUGCCAAGGGCUGGGAGAAAUGCGAUCGCUGUGAGAAGCGUUUCCAGAUGUUCCCUGGCAGAAGAGAAGAAGACGGAGCUCUUGCCUCAGGCGGCAGCUGUACUUACCACUGGGGCAAGACAUAUUUCCCCGAGCGUCAGCUUGGCGACAGGUCCAAGCAGCCAAAGCGCUACCGCUGCUGCGGCCAGGCCGUUGGAGACUCGGCUGGCUGCUACACUACACCUCAUCACGUCUUCAAGGCCUCAGAUCCUAAGCGCCUCGCUACCGUCUUAAACUUUGCCGAGACGCCUGCCAACCCCAACGUUCCUUCCAAUAGAGCGGUCUGCUUUGACUGCGAGAUGUGUUACACUGUUUAUGGCCUUGAACUUAUCCGUCUCACGGCCACUGCUUGGCCUACGGGUGAGGAGCUUUUGGACGUACUUGUCCAGCCUGUUGGCGAGAUUAUUGACCUCAACUCGCGCUACUCCGGUGUUUGGCCUGAAGAUAUGGCUUCUGCUAAGCCCUGGACAGCCAAAGAAGAGGACCCGACCCCGGCUCAGGCAAAAAACAUAUCGAGCCCUAAGAAACUCAAGAAGACAAUGAAGAUUGUCUCGUCUCCUGAAGUAGCACGCGACCUUCUUUUCUCCCUUAUCGGCCCUGACACACCUCUCAUUGGCCAUGGCUUGGAGAACGACCUGAAUGCCGUUAGAAUUAUUCACCCCACCCUAAUUGACACCGUCCUCCUCUAUCCCCACAAGUAUGGUUUGCCAUACCGCCAGGGCUUGAAGAUGUUGAUGGAUAAUCUCCUCAACCGCAAAAUUCAGGUCGAGACGGCUGGAAAGGUUCAAGGACACGACAGCGCAGAGGAUGCUCGCGCUGCUGGUGACCUCGUCCGCUUGAAACUCUCAGAAGAAUGGAAGAGUAUGAAGAUUAAAGGCUGGAAACUCGUAGGUAACGAGUUUGUUGCACCAGGUGGUAAGACCGAGGGCGACUACCAUGGGCAGCUGACGGCGGAGUUUCUGGAGGCCGCUCUUUGA
Molecule: messenger RNA, 2148 nt
Organism: Colletotrichum truncatum
Lineage: Eukaryota; Fungi; Ascomycota; Sordariomycetes; Glomerellales; Glomerellaceae
Product: RNA exonuclease
Cellular component (GO): nucleus
Molecular function (GO): exonuclease activity; nucleic acid binding
Source: RefSeq, a predicted model, not a curated record